AGUUUUCAGUGCCCAUGAUGUUUCCUAGUAUUACAGGGAGUGCAGUAACUUUUUUUUUUUGGUACACAGUGAAUAAAUGAAUUUGAAACCAGUAAAAGAGUUACUUCUUUUCCCUAGACCAAGUGACGAGUACUUGGCUGGCAUAGAUGGUUUUCUUGACUUUGCGUACAUGGGAAAAAAUUCUGAUGCCAAGAUCCGUUGCCCAUGUGUUAAAUGUGUCAAUGCAUUGUUACUGGAGCGGCAAGACGUGUAUGAUCACUUAGUUUGUCAUGGCAUGUCAGAUGGAUAUACAGUUUGGGGUUGCCAUGGGGAAACAGCAGCAUACAUCUCUAGUAAUAAACAUGGUAAAACUACAUCAUGCAUCUCAACUAAGAAACGAUCACGGUCACAGUGUGAAGGUACAAAAUCUAAUAUGCGCCAGCUUGUCGAAGAUGUUUACAGAGAACCUCCAAUGACUGAACCCGAGAACCAAAAUCGUUCUGAACCAGGACCAGAUCCCGAAUCCCAAGCUUACUAUGACUUGGUGAGAGAUGCAGACGAGCCUUUAUGGCCAGAGUGUGAACUAUCUAGGCUUUCCCUUUUUGUUAUUCUCUUCCACAUAAAAGCCACUAACAAGUGGAGCAAUAAAUCUUUAAACGAUCUGCUGCCAGUUCUGCAGAAAGCAAUUCCUAAUGGUAUGAAUUUGCCUAGUUCAUUUCGUGAGGCUAAGAAGAUUGUGGGAAAACUUGGGCUUAAUUAUGUGAGAAUCCAUGCUUGUGAAAAAAACUGUCAGCUUUAUCGGAAAGAGAAGGCAAAUGAUGACUUCUGUUCAAAGUGUGGAAUUUCUAGGUGGAAGAACGUACCAGAUAAAACUACCCUAACUAACAAGGAAAGAAGGAAGGCUGUCCCAAGGAAGGUGUUGCGGUACUUUCCAAUUAAGCCAAGGCUUAAGAGGCUUUUCAUGCACAAAGAUACCGCAACGGCUUUAAGAUGGCAUGACGAGGAACGCAUAAAGGAUGGAGCACUGCGUCAUCCAGCUGAUUCAAAGGCCUGGGAAGCCAUUGAUUCUAAGUAUGAACACAUCGCGUCAGACUCCCGGAACAUUAGGUUUGCAAUGGCAACCGAUGGGUUCAAUCCAUAUGGGACGAUGAGUACCAAGCAUAGUUGUUGGCCUGUCGUCUUAGCACCUUAUAACCUCCCCCCAUGGUUAUGCAUGAAACCCUCUUCUCUUUUGCUUACGCUGAUUAUUCCAGGUCCAUCUUACCCUGGAAAGAACUUCCAUGUCUUCAUGGAGCCAGUUUAUGAAGAACUAGCUGAGUUGUUUGAAGUUGGAACCUUUACAUAUGAUGCAUCUCGAAAUGAGAUGUUCCAACUUUAUGCUGUUGUGUUGUGGACUGUGAGUGACUAUCCUGGGCUUGCGAUCGCUUCAGGACAUAGCACCAGCAGUGAGUCUGCUUGUUUCCCAUGUAGUGAUGAAACCUUUUCUAUACGCUUGAAACAUGGGCAAAAAUAUUGUUUCAUGGGGCAUCGCCGGUUUCUGCACCCAUAUCAUGAGUUCCGGUAUGAUGCUGAAUCAUUUGAUGGAUCUGAGGAACAUAGAGUUGGGCCUACUGCUUAUUCCCAAGUUCAAGUUUUAGAAAAGAUAAAAUCAAUUAAGGACUUUGAUGAUUCGAAAACUUGGAAGUUUGUCAGCGGCCUAUUCUCCUAUUUGCCUUAUUGGGACUUUAAUUUGCUCCGCCACAAUCUGGAUAUCAUGCACAUUGAGAAGAAUGUAUGUGAGAAUAUAUAUGGGACACUUCUAGGAAUAGAGGGAAAGUCUAAGGAUAAUUUAAAAGCACGGCUAGAUCUAGAAGACAUGAAUAUCAGGGAAGAGUUACAUCCUAAAAAGAAACCUAAUGGUAAGUAUUUUUUUCCCGCAGCAUCUUAUAUCUUGUCUAGAAAACAGGCGCAACAGUUUUGCAAAGUACUUCACGGUAUAAGAGUUUCAAAUGGGUAUUCGGAAAACAUUUCAAGAUGUGCAAACGUUUCCCAAGGGAGAAUUUCAGGCCUUAAAAGUCAUGAUUGUCAUAUUCUAAUGCAACAACUUCUGCCUCUUGCUUUGAGAGGUUUACUUCCAGAUAAUGUCACAUCAGUCUUGUUUGAUCUAUGUGCAUAUUUUAGAGAAGUUAGUGCAAAGGUUCUUUAUGUGAGCGAGCUUCAGAAGUUGGAGCAACGAAUAAAGAUAACAUUAUGUCGUAUGGAGAUGAUAUUCCCUCCGGGAUUUUUUACUGUUAUGGUGCAUUUGGUAAUGCAUCUAGCAGCUGAGGCAAAAAUAGGUGGUCCUGUCUCCUACAGGUCGAUGUGGUUUCUUGAAAGAUAUCUAGGUAAGGUGAAGUCAAAUGUCCGUAAUAAAGCUCACCCUGAAGGAUCUAUCGCUGAAGUGUAUUUGGCAGAAGAGUGCAUGACAUUCUGUUCCAGAUAUAUUGUUGGUUUUGAGACCAAACAUAACAUGUCUUCACGAGAUGAAGAUAAUGAGGAGUUGGCUGGGCAUCCCGCUGUUAAAGAAGGAUCAGUUUUAUUUCCUAAUAAUGGGAAACCACUUGGGAAGCCUCGCAAUUAUGUUAUAAGGGGUUUGGCAAAAGUACAGGCACAUAGAUACUUAUUGUUUAAUUGUUCCGAUGUGAAUCCAUACCUUAGAGUUCAUGCUGAUGAGAUCACCAAUAGCCGCAGUGUCAACCCAAAUACUUUCGAGAAAAUUCAAAACGAGACGUUCCACGAAUGGUUCAGAUCUCAUAUAAUGAAACUGGAGACUGAAGAUGACAUUUCCACCAUUAAAAAUGAUAUUAGAUGGCUCGCUCGUGGCCCAGUUGAUGCAGCAAAAAGCUAUCGCAGUUUCAUCUCUCGAGGCAUGCGUUUUAGGCCUAAACGCUUGGAUAGAAUGACACAAAAUAGUGGAGUCAUGGUAACUGGAAAAAAAUCUACUUAUGCUAGAGCAGGUGAUGCGAAUCCAGUUCUGGAUGAUGUUACAUAUUAUGGGAGAAUAAUUGAUAUUAUCGAGCUAAACUACUCUGGACAAUUUUCAGUUGUCUUGUUCAAAUGUGAGUGGGUUGAUGUUUUUUCUCAAAAUGGAAUUCAGAAGGAUAGGUACGGCUACACAGUUGUGAACUUCUCACAUCUGAUACACAGUGGAGACAAGAUCGAGCAUGAGCCCUUUAUUUUUCCUGACCAAGCUGAGCAAGUGUUUUAUGUGGAUGAUGAAACAAAGCCGGGCUGGUCUGUUGUAAUGAAGCCACCAAAACCAAGAGGUAUCUAUGACACUGGCAAUGAGGAAUAUGCAGAGGACACAGAGCCCUUCCAUGUCUCCCACCUUGCGAAGAUGUUCAAAAACAAAAGGCAUGAUAGGCAUUGGGUAAGAAGUGACAUUGAAGGAACAGAAGUGGAGGAUAACACCAAUACUCCAAGCAAUGAAGAAGAGUAGAAGGUAAUUUAUUGAAUGAUCAUCUCACUCAUGGUAUGCAUAUAUUUAGAUGAAUAUUCUUAUAUAAUAUCCUACUUAUCCUAUAGUGGAGAUGCUUGGUGGAUGACCUUUUUGUUAUAGAUGCAAGGGGUGCGGUUCGUCUCCGUGACCCGCUGGACCGAACCUGG
Molecule: messenger RNA, 3603 nt
Organism: Lolium rigidum
Lineage: Eukaryota; Viridiplantae; Streptophyta; Magnoliopsida; Poales; Poaceae
Exons: 4
Coding region: 77-3436 (1119 amino acids)
Source: RefSeq, a predicted model, not a curated record